AUGGUUCCAGGUGUAACAAUACCUUCUAGGUUUAUGCAAAUGCUGAGUUUAAAUGGAAAAUUUAUUUCUCACACGCAAAUGGAUCCUAAAUUUGUUGAAAAUGCAAUGACACAACUGUAUCGCUCGAUAAGAAUCAGAUGGCUGUUUCGAGACAAGUCAGAUAAUCCAUACUACAUACCAAAAUUUCAUGUGAAAACCCCUGGAUGGGAACCCCCACGAGCCAAUUCAAGGAUAGAGAAAGCUAUUGAUGCUGUUAGAGAGUCAUUGUGCAGGCAAACUCCGCAAUUGCCACAAUCAGCACAUCUCAGAAAUCCAGAGAUUAAAAGUCUCCGGGAUUUUUCACGAGAUGAAUCAUACCUCGUCAAAAUCACCCAUAAGAAUCUAGGCCUGGCCGUGGUCACAAAAUCUUGGUAUUGUAAUGAAAUAACAACCCACAUAUCUAAUACCGAUGCGUAUCAGUUAGUGGGCCUCGUUCAUCUCCAUGACAUUAAUAUGAAAUUCAAAUCAAUUGUCAGAAACCAUGUUUUUUCCACUGUGAUUAAAAAAUAUCUCAAUGAAACAACCACUGAAUUACCGCGAUUCCACGUUAUUCCUAAAAUUCAUAAGAUACCCUGGUCUUCGAGACCGAUAAUUCCAAGUCACAGUUGGAUAACUUCAAGGGCUUCUGAGGUGAUUGACUAUUUCAUCCAACCUUAUCUAAAGAAUUAUCCUUUUGAACUUAAUAGUACUAAAAGUUUUCUUGCAGGAUUAAGAAAGAUUGCAUCUAAGAUGCAUUCCCUCGAGGGUUGUAUACUUGCCUCCGGCGACGUGAAAGCAAUGUAUACAAACAUAGACCCAUGCAAAGCAUUAGAAUCGGCCAAAAUUGCCAUCAAUGCCUGCUAUCGAAAAGGGAACAGUACUAAAGGGAUUGAAAAAUUGCUAGAAUUCAUCCUCAGGUACAACUUCUUCGAGUACGAACACGAUGUCUACAAGCAGAAAUCGGGUUUAGCGAUGGUCACAUCCUGCGCACUAGCCGUCGCAAACCUAUUUGUAGCCAAUUUAGAAAAAAAUAUAUUACCACAUCUCUAUUAA
Blumeria graminis f. sp. triticale is the source of this 1071-nucleotide messenger RNA. Lineage: Eukaryota; Fungi; Ascomycota; Leotiomycetes; Helotiales; Erysiphaceae. The record is from the annotation of a GenBank genome assembly.